AUGGGAGUGGCCAGCGGCUCUGACAAUGUGACCGCCAGCUCUGGUACAUCUUCAAGUGGAGCAUCGGUUGAUGAGGACGGCGAUGGUUGCCCUGAAGGCACGAUGGCCUCUGCCUCAGCCUCUGUAGGAGAUAGAGUGUCGAAUGCCACUGCUUGCGUGCCCAUCGAAGGUAUGGCUGACAUCAGACACGGAACCGCGCAGAGCCUACGCACCCCCUACUCCACAAGACCAUUGGAGAACCACUUUGAGCAUUACCAGCGGAAGGGGGGGGAGCUUAUGGUGAUAUCCAUCCAUGCUGCCGGAUUUGUGUAUUCACGCUGUGGCUCUGCUGUCAGGGGAUUCAUGCAAACCAUAGUUUGCCUCACAAUGUUUGCAAAUGACUUGCACAGCCCACAAUGGCUCUGGCACCUCACCUGCCCUCCUCGCAGAUCGCCAAAAUGGGGCAUGCAUGAGAAGCGUUGUUUGUGCCUACAUUAG
Messenger RNA from Ostreobium quekettii, 477 nucleotides. The record is from the annotation of a GenBank genome assembly. Lineage: Eukaryota; Viridiplantae; Chlorophyta; Ulvophyceae; Bryopsidales; Ostreobiaceae.